Messenger RNA from Nerophis lumbriciformis (worm pipefish), 7500 nucleotides. It is a transcript of the gene fgf12a, whose product is annotated as fibroblast growth factor 12a. The record is from RefSeq and is a predicted model, not a curated record. Lineage: Eukaryota; Metazoa; Chordata; Actinopteri; Syngnathiformes; Syngnathidae. Gene Ontology annotation, molecular function: growth factor activity.
CCCACAGCAUCCACGCACCGGAACACACGGAAGAAUGAUAGCACUCUCUGACUAAUUGUUGCUUGAUACGGAGAUCUCUCCCCUUCUCCUGCAUCCACCUCCCCUGCAGCCCCCCCCUCCCGGUGCCAUCGUUGGAACCGAAGCGUGCAUGCAUGGGCUCGUCUGAGCUCACAGCACAUUGGAGCCACUGCGUCCCUCUUCCUUUUCUGCGCAUGGAUUCAAAAGGACCUUUUUUUUUUUGCAGCCCUGAUAAUAAUUUCUUAAAAGAACCAGAAGAAGCAGGGAUAAGGGGGGGAAGGCUGAUGUGCCGCUGAGGGGCUGGGAAGCGUGCUGGUCACCUGGAGUGUUUCCACUGACACGCAGCUGCACCAACUUAUCAACACUGUUGCAUGUCGCUGGCAAGCCGGGGAUUUAUAGCAAGUCCCGACAGCAGAACAAAGUUGUCCAUCACGCAAAGAUGCAAGCUGAAUCUCAAUGAUGUUCCGGACUUCUUCAUCACAAUGACAUUUGGCUGAAACCUUUCUGGGCCGACACUCUUUUUGCAUGAUCUGCAGCAGGUGACAACCUCAGCCCAACUAGACUCUUGCCUGUUUUUCUUUAAAAAAAAGACUCGGUUCAGUUCUGGGAGAUGGCUGCGAUCGCCAGCUCUCUGAUCCGCCAGAAACGGCAGGCGAGGGAAUCAAACAGCGACCGCGUGUCCACGUCGAAGCGUCGGCCCAGCCCCAGCAAGGACCCCCGCUCGCUUUGCGAGAGGCAUUUUUUGGGGGUCUUCAGCAAAGUGCGCUUCUGCAGCGGCAAGAAAAGACCCGUGCGCCGGCGACCAGACGCACCUUCGAAACCUCCACAGGUGUCCCAUAAGGGCUGCAGGCUAGAGCCACAGCUGAAAGGCAUCGUGACACGACUGUUCAGCCAGCAGGGCUUCUACCUGCAGAUGCAGCCGGACGGAACCAUCGAUGGCAGCAAGGACGAGAACAGCGACAACACCCUGUUUAAUCUUAUUCCUGUGGGUCUGAGAGUGGUGGCCAUCCAAGGAGUGAAGAGUGGCUUCUACAUCGGCAUGAACGGCGAGGGCAUGCUCUACAGCUCGGAAAUGUUCACGCCCGAGUGCAAGUUCAAGGAGUCGGUUUUCGAGAACUACUACGUGAUCUACUCGUCCACUGUGUACCGGCAGCAGGAGUCGGGCCGAGCCUGGUUCCUGGGCCUCACCAAGGAGGGCCAAGUCAUGAAAGGCAACCGGGUCAAGAAGACCAAGCCCUCGUCACACUUUGUACCCAGGCCCAUUGAAGUUUGUAUGUACCGUGAGCCGUCGCUGCACGAGAUCGAGGACAAGCACCGCUCCAGGAAGAGCUCAGGGACGCCCACCAUGAACGGAGGUAAAGCCGUCCAGCAGGACUCCACAUAGCAGCGGAAGGGAGGGGCGUGGCCUGACACUCACUUCCUGCCCCCUCAGAAGUUCGCUUCCUCUCAGAAAUAGAGGCGUCGUCGUGACGACCGAGGAGCUACUAUGGUACACUUGAGACAAAACAAUCUUGCCUGUGAAAACUUUUAGGAGAAAUAAUAUGAAAGCAGAGAAAAUAUAUAUCUAUAUCAACAUUUUCAAUCAGGACUUGACUAAUAUUUUAUGCAAAAAAGAGAAAAAGCUGUGACACAAGGGAAUGGAGCUUGUCUGUCUUCACACAAAUAAUUGUCAUUUCCAUUUGAUGCUGUGAAAACAAAGCUUUAAUACGUGUUGAUAUGUGGAUUAUUUUGAACAUGUUAUGUUUGCAGCUAAUAACGCACGCCAUCGUGCUGUCAAACUAACCAUCGUGUCUUUUUUCUGCGUGGGACUAAAUGACAGGUUUGGUUAUUUUUUAGUUUCCUCAUGGAUCCCACAGGAAUGUACUUGGCUAGUGGGAGAGCUUCAAAUGGAUCUUCUCAGGUGUGUGCUGUUAGUGACAGGAUGAGGCCGGCGUCAGAAGCAAUAUGAUAACCUGGUAUGUCUUAAGCUUGUAUUACUAGCAGGUUUCCAACAUGAAUGAAGUAUUCAAUACGCUGCUAAGGUGAGAGUUGAAUGUCCAGGCAAGGAACCAACAUGCAGAAUAUACUUCCAUUAGGUAAGAAAAAUGUGAUUUUAUUGUUCAAAAACACUUUCCUGGCCUUGUGACCAAUGAACUGUGGCGGUGAACUUGUUUUGGCAGAGAGUGAACUGGUGUAACAAUGCAGAACACGUCAUGAAAUACUGUAUGUAGUGAUGGGCCAGCCAGCAUUUUGCCAUUCUCCAAGAAAACUGCCCCAUGCUUGCGAUGUUUUAGGCACGAAAAGGACAAAAGGGAACAGAUGGAGUGGGAAGAACACCCGAGUUUGCAGCGAUCACUUCCUUAAAGGUGUGUUUAAAGUACGGUUAGUAUUUCCCAUUUAAGUGAGAUUAUUUGUAUUUUAUCUUGUUUCAGAGUUCUUCAAACGCUUUUUUGCUACAAGUGUUUCUUAAAGCAAAUGUCAGCAAAACCUAAAAGAGUUAAGUUGUUACCAAAUCAUAAAUGAAUCUGUCAGCACAAUGGCAACAUUGAGAUUUAUACUUAUGUUUUGAUAAAGACGUGGGAAAACUUGUAAACGGCGCGUGCAACAACAACAACAAACAUGGCAGUAGACGCCAAGUUAAAUCAGGAAUGACCUCAGUCUUGAUACCAAUUUCCUUGACUCAGACCUCCAUGCUUUUCCAAGUUUUUAUCGGUUUUGUUGUGAAGUCUGGAGCACCAGUUAGUUCGACAUGUCUGGGAACGCGCCCAACAGAAAAUCCUUGAGAUCACUUGACAAACCUUUUGUUGGUUCCAUUGCGUAGUUAGAUUUUCUUUGCUUGUAUUUGCUGUUAGUGGUAAGAUCUAGUCCCCUUGCGUAUUCAAAUUGUUUGCACUCUGUUGGCUGCACACUAGCCAUGUUGGUUUGUUGGCCCACCACUUUGUUUACUUCCAAAGUCACGUGACCGAAUACAAUCUAUUCCCAAAACUCCAAUGAGGUGGUCUAAGUCAAGAAGGGUAUUCCAUCCUUUAAAGCAGCAGAUGUAAAGAUGUGUCCAGUAGCCAUCACACAACGAUGGCUCUUCUGGGUGGAGUCAAAGUCAGACUCGUUGGUAGUGGAGCAUGAUCGACGCAUGGCUAGGGUGUUGUUGUGCAGUGUAGAGCCCAUCUCUCAAGAAUUUAGUAGGAUUUUAUGCAAAGGAUUUAUAUAUUUUGAUGAAAAUUAUAGCAGGGACACACUGAUAAGGAAAAAAGCUCACAUUACCAAAUGAAAAAGUGUUAAUGAAUAAUGUUCACAUUUAAAGGGAACUGAAAUUUUCCCCAAUCGUUCGCAAUCCUUAUGAGAAACAAAACAUGUUUUUUUUUGCAUUCUAAUUUAUAAUGAUCAUCUCCUUCUAGAUGGCAUCAAUCCAUUCUGCCUCUAAAUCACUUUAAUACAAAAAACAUUAGGGAUGUCCGAUAAUGGCUUUUUGCCGAUAUCCGAUAUUCCGAUAUUGACCAAACCCUUAAUUACCGAUACCGAUAUCAACCGAUACCGAUAUCAACCGAUACCAAUAUAUACAGUCGUGGAAUUAACACAUUAUUAUGCCUAAUUUGGACAACCAGGUAUGGUGAAGAUAAGGUCCUUUUUAAAAAAGUAAAUAUAAAUAAAAUAAGAUAAAUUAAUUAAAAACAUUUUCUUGAAUAAAAAAGAAAGUAAAACAAUAUAAAAACAGUUACAUAGAAACUAGUAAUUAAUGAAAAUGAGUCAAAUUAACUGUUAAAGGUUAGUACUAUUAGUGGACCAGCAGCACGCACAAUCAUGUGUGCUUACGGACUGUAUCCCUUGCAGACUGUAUUGAUAUAUAUUGAUAUAUAAUGUAGGAACCAGAAUAUUAAUAACAGAAAGAAACAACCCUUUUUUGUGAAUGAGUGUGAAUGGGGGAGGGAGUUUUUUUGGGUUGGUGUACUAAUUGUAAGUAUAUCUUGUGUUUUUUAUGUUGAUUUAAUUAAAUUAAAAAAAACAUACCGAUAAUUAAAAAAAACAUACCGAUAAUUUCCGAUAUUGUAUUCUAAAGCAUUUAUCGGCAUCGACAUCUCUAAAAAACAUCAAUAAUACUUACUUGAUGUUGUGUAACCUGCAUAAUGUUAACUAGAUGCACUAUGGACUGGACUCUUACACUAUGAUCUAGAUCCACUCGACGUCCAUUGCAUUGGUCGCCCAGGGGGCGGGGUGGUCCCCACAUCUGUGGUGCCCUCCAAGGUUUCUCAUUGUCAUCCCAUUGGGUUGAGUUUUUUCUUGCCCUGAUGUGGGAUCUGAGCCGAGGAUGUUGUUAUGGCUUGUGCAGCCCUUUGAGACACUCGUGAUUUAGGGCUAUAUAAAUAAUCUUUGAUUGAUUGAUUGAUUGAUAAUAACCAGGCUGUAGAGACAUUGUUAUUGUAAGAGAGAACACCAAGGAACUAUUUUUCACAUCACCGUGCUACAAUAUUAGCCGUAAGCUAGCUUGUGCGUCAGCAGCUGAAUGGCAUUUGACCCUGUAAUGCACAACACAACGCGACAUCGUUCUCAUAACAUCACAACUUUAUUACCUUUUUUUGCAACUAUUCUCAAAAUAUCACAACUUUUUUUUUUCUAACUUUAUUGUUUUUACUUUACAACUGCAAUCUCGUAACAUUACGACUUUAUCCUCAUAACACUACAAUUCAGUUUCACUCAUGAGACUCCAUUCUCGUAACAUUAUGACUUCAUUCUGGCAAUAUUUACAUUUUGACCUUGUAAUACUCUGAUUUUAUUGGGCUCACAUUAGGAUAUUCAUAAUGACUAACAAUAAGUUCUUGUAGUAACAUUAUGACUUCAAUAUAUGCUUAAUACUGAGACUUUAUUCUGCCAACAUUUGGACUAAACUGACAUUUUUGUUAUGCACUGAGAAUAAUUUGUAUUGUUCAAACUUUAAUCUGGUAACACCUUAAUAUUUGAACAUUAGGUUUAUUUUCAUUACAGCUUUAUUCGGAUAAGACUGUAGUUUGACAACAUUACGUUACGACUUUCACUGAGUAACAUUAUGUUUCUAUUCUGCUAGUUUGGUGGGUAGUAAAGAUAUUUCUAUUAUUCGCAAAGUAUUCAACAUUUUUAUUGUAAUGUCGUAAUUUUACCACUUUAAUCUCGUAAUGCUAAUAUGAAGACAUUUUUUUCUCUUCACUAUAAAUAGCCCAACCUUCCCCUUAGAAAAAUACAACUUUAUCCUUCUAACUUUAGAAUUCCUUUCUUCUUGUCCGUUUUAAUCUAAUAAAAUAUAAUUGCUGGAUUCUAUUAUUUUCUAAUUGACUUUAUUCUCCAAACAAAGGGAUUCAGAUUUCUCUCAUAAAUUGAGGAUUUUUUUUUCUUUCAGUGUGGACCCACUACUGCUUUGUAAAGCAAUCCUGUUAUGACACUUACAGUAGUUAAGGGAUUAUUAUAUAUCUCGCGUGAGAGGAAGUGGGGGUUAGCUCAUUUUGCAAUGCAGUCUCUCUUUGGUCAUAUUUGGAAUUGCCAUAAAAACACAUUAUAAGAAGUGGCUCGUGCAACCCUCCAUUUGUCACGUUUCAUGUGUCAGGUGAACGGUGAUGAAUGAAUCCCCUUUCUACUGUACUUAGCUGGAAUUGAGUCUAUGAGUUUCCUACUCAGUUCUUGUGAGAAGACAUUGUAAGCAGCACAGUGGGCGACAUGUGUAGGAAGGUUCAUGUUGACUCCACUUCCACAGUAACCUGGAGCGUAUAGUACAUGCACAUUGUAUUCAAUGUGGUAAAGCAAUAUACUAUCUUUUCUACAGAGGUUUCUAUUGGUGCAGAGUCAAAGUGUUGCAUGUUAAUUGGAUUACUCAACAGUUGACAGCAGGGUGAAAAAAAAUAUAAUUUUACAAGGAUUUGUUUGAAAAAGGCUUAUAUUGUAGGUAGUAUGAAUGGGUUAUUUUUAUGUUCCACACCCAUAUAUGCACUAUGAAUUGUGAGAUGACAAAAAAUAUGCAUUGAUAAAAAAAAACAUCUGAAUGAAGUUAGUGAUUGUUUAAGAAUAAAAAUGAGCAAAAAGCACCGUUUGAGUGAUUUGUUGUGAAUGAUGACGGUGGGUUUAUGUGUCAGUCUGCUGACCAAGCACAUCCAUCAGCGUUAAGGAGGCUCACAUUGACCAAAUCCACUCCCUAUCAAUUCAACCCCUGAAGUGAUUUACAGUCUCGCUUAAAUACGUGGCGUCAUUUUGGGACGGCGCGCCUUUGCCCUUAAUUCUCCCGUUGUCAUGGAAACAGACCUUCCGAGGAGGAGGAGGCUGACUUUCAGGACGUGUCUUCCCUCCUGCACAAUGGCUGCAUGCAGAGGACGCCACUUUGUCCUCUGGGAGUCAUGUUUGCAAGUGACUUUGUUCAAAAAGAUGUUUUUUGCUUUCAUUGUCAGCACUUUCUGAAGGAAAUUGUUUGGCAUUGGAGCUCAGCAAAUAAAUAACGCGUGCACAGCUCUUAGACUUAGACUUUCUUUUUAUUGUCAUUCAAAUUUGAACUUUACAGCACAGAUAAGAACAAAAUUUCGUUACAUAAGCUCAUGGUAGUGCAGGAUAAAAAAGCAAUUAGGUGCAUAUAUAAAUAAAUAAAUAUACAUAAAUAAUAUAUAUAUAGAAUAAAUAAAUAUAUAAAUAAAAAAAUAGAUUACUGUACAGAUAAAUAUAUUGCACUUUUUCACAUGCGUCCACGUUUAUGGAUGUAUGUUAUAUUGUCUUUUUUAUUCCAGCGAGUUCAUCCAUUUUGGAGGGAGUUGAGGGGAUAAUUUAAUUAUGAUGAGUUCAAGAGUCUUACGGUCUGAGGGAAGAAGCUGUUACAGAACCUGGAGGUUCUGCUUCGGAGGCUGCGGAACCUCUUUCUAGAGUCCAGCAGCGAAAACAGUCCUUGGUGGGGGUGGGAGGAGUCUUUGCAGAUUCUCUGAGCCCUGGUCAGGCAGCGGCUUUUUGCGAUCUCCUGGAUAGGAGGAAGAGGAGUCCUGAUGAUCUUCAACAAGUAGUGAACAAGGUGUGAUCACAAUGCAGUCUUUUGUCUCACGCCUCGGUCUGUCCUGCACUCCUGGGACCUAAACCCCUUUUCUCGUUCAAUUCAUUAAAAAAAUAAUUGGCCUCUGCUCAAUUCAAGCUAACUGGGGCUUCUUUGAUGUGUGCAUUUAGUUGGCGGGAAUACAUUUGUUGACUUCCAGAUAUGGGCCAGCUGCAUGAGAGUAAUGUGAGGACGUACUAUAUUUAUUUGAUUUGAUGCACGUGAGCACCCCGCUAGGAAUACAGCAAGCAAACACAUCCUUCCAGAGGGAGCUGUUGUGCACCCACUCAUCCGUCCGCCCACCUCCACACGUGUAUUUGUCCUCGCCAGCACGCACUAUGAAUUAUCACGUGUGCAUUUAGGAAGAGUAUUUACCUUCUACUUGUUAGUGCAUAAUGCAGGCUGGCCAGUGCAAUAGAAGGUGUUAAGAUUAUCUAUGAGUUAGGGUUGUAUUUUGGUACCGGUACCAAAAUGUAUUU